Lepidothrix coronata (blue-crowned manakin) is the source of this 4775-nucleotide messenger RNA. Its product is annotated as receptor-type tyrosine-protein phosphatase F-like. Gene Ontology annotation, molecular function: protein tyrosine phosphatase activity; protein binding. The coding region runs from base 68 to 3841 and encodes 1257 amino acids. The record is from RefSeq and is a predicted model, not a curated record. NCBI's taxonomy places the organism in Eukaryota, Metazoa, Chordata, Aves, Passeriformes, Pipridae. The transcript is spliced from 28 exons. Gene Ontology annotation, biological process: protein dephosphorylation.
CAGUCAGACGGAUGUGCAGUGAAGCAGCCAGUGGGGCUGAGAACUCAGUCCUGCCCUGGGAACAAUCAUGGCCCUGCGAUGGAUAUUUCUCCUGCUCCUCACACCUCUGCUGGCAGAAAAAGAGCACGAUGAGCUAGAUCUCAAUGACUAUGGAGAACCCCAGGAAACAGGAAGAUGUAAAGCUCCCUCCGACUGGGACCCCAAGCUGCAGUUUACCCCAAACCAGAGGAGUUACGCCUUGAACCAGCUGGUGCAGCUGAGCUGUGCUGGGAAGUCUAUGCCAUCAGUCCCCCAGAUCAGAUGCAUUUCCAGCGGGACCCAGGCCCUGUGGAAUGAGACUGCCACCUGCAAGGAGAGAUGCCAGAAGCCCCAGUGGGUCUCAAAGCUCCACUUUACCCCAAAACAGAAUUUUUACUGGCUGAAGGAGGAGGUGACACUGAGCUGCUUUGAGAAAGACCCUCCUCCCCUUGCUGUGAUGAGAUGUGCAAAUGGGACUUCUCCAGGUUGGAGGCGUGCUUGGGAGGUGAAGGACAUCCAGGGAACAUGGCACAAGUUGGCAGAGAGACUGAACUGCAGCACAGAAAAUUGCACAAAACCUGAGUGGGAUGAACAACUCAAGUUUCCAGAAAACAACAGUGAAUUCCCACAGAAUGAUCAUCUGCAACUGACAUGCCCUAAAGAUCUCAAGCCAUCCUUCUCUGAGGUCAAAUGUGCAAAGGAACUUCAGGAAGUGAAUUCUGGAAAACCAUCCUAUAGACAGGCCUGGUGGGGCAGGAAGAGCACAAAUGCCUGGAUGCGCAUUGAGGGGGGCGUACAGUGCCUUGGAAUGUGCCAAAGACCCCAGAGCGACUCCAAACUCCAGCUGAUACCAGACCAGGAGAAUUACAUGGAGGAUGAGGAAGUGCUGCUGAGCUGUCCGGAGGGUUUCCAGCCAUCUUUCACCAAAAUCAAAUGUUGGAGCGAAGUCGAGUUCCCCAUUCAUAGGAAACCUGUGUCUUGGUGGGGAAAUAACACCAAAGGUGUCUGGACCCACAUUCCCCCCUAUGUGAUGUGCAACGAAACGUGCCAAAGGCCCCCUUGGGCCUCCAUCUUCCAGCUGGCACCAGACCAGGAGAGCUACAGGAAGAACGAAGAAGUGAUGCUGAGCUGCCCCGAAGGUUUCCAGCCAUCCUUCACCCAUGUCAAAUGUUCGAGUGAAGUCCAGUCCUUCAUUGAUGGGAAACCUGUCUACAGAGAGGUUUGGCUUGGAAGACAUACCAGAGGUGCCUGGAUCCGCAUUCGCUCCAGCAUGGAGUGCCUUGAAGUGUUUCAGGUUGUCCCCAGCACCUUUGAGAUCUCCAGCACCAGCAUCAAACUGAACUGGACCUGCAGGUUCUCUGGUGCCUGCCAGGGCAUGCGGGCCAUGUGCCGCCUGGCAGUGCCUUCCUCCCCUCCCUGCGAGGCUGAGGAGGUGGAGGGAGAGGAGAUGUUACAUGGCCAGGAGGGAACAUUCUCCUGCUCCCAGUUGCAGCCCUUCACUGACUACAGUGUCACCAUCUUCUUGCACCCCAACACGACCCUUUUCUCAUGGUUGUUCAGGACAGAGGAAACAGUGCCAGACAAACCAGAGGAACUGUGGUUGGAUACCAGCAGAGGGUCCCUGAGGUGGAAGGAGCUGCCCUCCUGCAAAGGGGAGAUCAUUGGAUACCAGCUCAACCUCACCGCCCCCAUGGACUUCGUUUUGGGCAACGGCACCUGGGGGCAGGGCUACCACAACGCUGCCCUGCGCCCCGGCUGGGACUACACGGCCCUUCUGCGCCUCGUCCGCCGCUCACCGCAGUCAGAGAAGUUCACCUGUGUCUGCUACAGCUUCUCUAUUGGGCAGGAGCCGGUGUCUCUGCUGGGCAGGAAGCCCCUGGUUCUGACAGUAGUGCUGGUUGCUGCACUCCUGGCACUGGGAAUCUUACUGUUCUUCAUUCUCUUCAGGCUAAAGUACAACAGUUCAAAAACCUCAGAGAACAACAGCUCUAUCCCGCUGAGAAGAUGUCGAGGAGGUGCCUGCAAGCUGAACACACAGAUCCCAGUGGAGGAACUGCUGGAGGCUCUGAAGAGGUUUAAGAGGGAAGAAAUAGAGGCAGAGCAGACAGAUGAUGAAUCAGUUGACAGGCGUGGUGUCGGGCAUCUUAGAGAAUAUCAGCAACUGUCCUCUGCUUUGUUGCACCCCUGCAAUGCUGGGAAGGAGCAAUGUAAUCAGAGCAAGAACCGCUACAAGAGCAUCAUCCCAUAUGAUCACUGCCGUGUGGUGCUGCAGCCCUCUGGUACAGGGAAUGACUACAUCAAUGCCAGCUAUGUGGAUAGCUAUGGAAGUCCACACUUCUUCAUUGCAGCUCAAGGCCCCUUGGCUGAGACAGUGGUGGAUUUCUGGCAGAUGGUCUGGCAGGAGAAGACCUCGGUCAUUGUGAUGCUGACAGGCUUAGUGGAGCAAAACAAGAUCAAGUGUGAGAAGUACUGGCCAGAGCAGGAGGAGGUCUACGGGGACUUUACUGUGACACUCAACAACACCAGGGCCACCACAGGCCUUGUCACACGCACAUUCAGCCUGCAGAAGGCAGGCUGUGCUCUCCCAAGAGUGGUGGAGCAGUUUCACUACCUGCUGUGGCCAGACCACGGAGUCCCCAGAAACACCUCCCAGCUCCUGUGCUUAGUGGCAGUGGUGAACAAGAGGGUGUUGGAAGCACCUGCUGGGCCUGUGUUGGUGCACUGCAGUGCAGGGAUCGGGCGCACAGGUACCUUCAUUGCCCUGGACUUCCUCUUGAAGAUGGGGAAGGCUGAGGGGAAGGUGGAUGUGUUUCGCUGCGUGCAGCAGCUGCGGGAGCAGCGAGUCAGCAUGGUGCAGACCAAGGAGCAGUACACCUUCCUGUAUGAAGCGCUGCUCGAAGGCUUGCUCUGCGGCAACACCGGGGUCCCUGUGGAGAGCAUCGCCACCCUUGUCCACUCUCUUCGAGAAGCUCAGACUUCAAGGCCCAACAGUGUCCUUGACAAGGAGUUCAAGGCCUUGCAGAAGUUUUCUGAGUUGUUCCAGCUCCUGCCAUGCAGAGAAGCAGAGAAACCCAGCAACCAGCCCAAGAACCGCAAGCCAGGGAUCCUGCCAGCGGAUUCCUGCCGGCCCAUCCUGAUGUCCUCGCUGAACGCAGACGGCUCCCCAGGUUACAUCAACGCCGUGUUUGCCAGCACAUACACCGAGGAGGAUAGAAUCGUCAUCACCCAGCUGCCUUUCCCCACCACGCUGGUGGAUUUCUGGGCUCUGGUCUGGGAUUACACUUGCACAUCAGUGGUUGUGCUGAAUCAGCUCCAGGAGCUGGACAAGACAUACGUGGAGUUCUGGCCCACCCAGGGCGAAGAUGACUAUGGCCGUUUCCAUGUCCAACUGGUCUCAGAGGAGCCUGGAGCUGGCUUCACAGCCUGGACACUUGCCCUCACCAACAGGCAGCAGCCCAAAAAGUCAGCACUGGAAGUCCAGUUAUGGCAACUGAAGGACUGGCCUAUGCAGGAGCGUCUUCCCCCGCACCCUGCCACCAUCAUCAGCUUGCUAGGGAAAGUGGAGACACACCAUCGGCAGAGCCAAGGUGGACAUAUCCUCGUCACCUGCUGGGAUGGAGCCAGCCGAAGUGGGAUCUUCUGUGCUGCUAGUUUCCUGUGUGAGCAGAUCCAAAGUGAGGGGAUGGUGGAUGUAUCACAGGCCGUGAGGACGCUGAAGAGGCGGCGGAGACAGCUCAUCAAAGAUGUGGAGCAGUAUGGGCUCUGCUAUGAACUGGCCCUCAGUUACUUGAAUUCAUUUGAAACCUAUGGGAAUUUCAAGUAGAGACGUGACCACAGUCCAUCUCUGGACAGGACUUUGACUCUCUUGGCAGACCUUCAUCAGUAACAAUGAAAACAAGAGGAAACAAAAGGGAUGUGCACAGCCCCAAGAUGAUUUACUCCCCUGAAAAGCCACAGCAAGGGUCUUCUGUGGCUGGAGAGCACAGGCUGGACUGUCUCCAAAUUGUGGUCAGGCUUUGAAGUAGGAAGCUGACCCUUUGCCCAGUAUUUGUGCAGUAUCUUAUCUGGAAUCACAGCCUGAGUAUGCACGCCAGAGCACGGGCACCAGGACUUGACAUACUCUUCCUUCCUAGGGAUGAAGAGAACAGCUAUCCCAUCUAGGCUCUCUUGUCCCUUCAGGCAACCCCAGGGGAGGUGGGGUAGCACCAACAUCUGUGUUUUGCCAGGAAAGCACCAAACUACUGUAAGAUCUGUGGUGCUCAGGAGCACAAGCUAUCUGUCCUACUUUGGGAGAAACAUGAAGUCCAAGGCCAACAAGAGCCAAGAAUGGGGCAAGCCAUGGUCCUGUAGGGCUAAAUAGGUCCUUCCAACCCACACAAUCUUUCUGGAAAUCCAUUUUCCAGGUACUGAUCCAAGUGCCACAACCCUGCCAGCUCCAGAGGGGCUCCUUCAUCAGCCUGACUUCGCUAUGACAAUCCCAAGUUAUAGUGGCUUAACUUGGAUAUCCUGGAUGUGAUUCCAGCAGGGGCUGCUGCUGCAUCAUGGAGACUGGUUCUGCCUUUGCUGUGUAAGGGCAAGAGACCUCAGAGCCAGGACUGACCCCGGGUCCUGACUGGCUGUGGCUCUCUGUCCUGUGUCUCACCAGUAAAGACCCUGUAACAGCCACGGUGGUGGUAACCUCUGGUCUUCACUUUUCUUCCAGGUUUGACCCAGCACAAGGCCCUCAAAGAAACUGAGACCACACAGGUCCCUCAGCU